This is a messenger RNA of Trypanosoma brucei brucei TREU927, 507 nucleotides long. RefSeq lists its product as hypothetical. The transcript has a single exon. NCBI's taxonomy places the organism in Eukaryota, Euglenozoa, Kinetoplastea, Trypanosomatida, Trypanosomatidae. Gene Ontology annotation, biological process: chaperone-mediated protein complex assembly; protein folding. The record is from RefSeq and is a predicted model, not a curated record. Gene Ontology annotation, molecular function: protein-folding chaperone binding; Hsp90 protein binding. Bases 1 to 507 code for a protein of 168 amino acids. Gene Ontology annotation, cellular component: nucleus; cytosol.
AUGCACAUUCCAACCAAGUGGGCAGAGCGCAAUGAUAAGUUGUACAUCACCCUCCAGGUGGCGUCAGCGAAGGAUGUUAACAUCACCUUCACCGACAAGACGAUCAAAAUCAGCGGUCAGGGCGUCACGCAGCGCUCCAGCGAGCCACACGAGUUGAAGGAUGAAAUAACCCUUCUGAAGGAAAUUGUGCCGGAGAAGUCCAGCUUCAAGGUGCUAGGCGUGUCCAUUCAGGUAUGCGCGGCGAAAAAGGAUGAAGGGUACUGGAACAAGCUGGUGGACCAACCAACGAGCAGCACAAAGAAUUGGCUCUCUGUUGACUGGAAUUUGUGGAAGGAUGAAGACGAGGCGGAUGAGGUGCCCGCCGGAUUUGGCGACUAUGGAGACCUCUCCAACAUGAUGAACAUGGGAGGUAUGGAUAUGGGAGGUAUGGACAUGGGAGCCAUGGAUGACGAUUCGGAUGAUGAGGAGGAGGAUGCACCAGCGGACUUGAAGGAUUUGGAGGAAUAA